Molecule: messenger RNA, 1062 nt
Organism: Sorex fumeus (smoky shrew)
Lineage: Eukaryota; Metazoa; Chordata; Mammalia; Eulipotyphla; Soricidae
Gene: RNF144B
Product: ring finger protein 144B
Exons: 7
Coding region: 1-912 (303 amino acids)
Biological process (GO): protein polyubiquitination; positive regulation of proteasomal ubiquitin-dependent protein catabolic process; ubiquitin-dependent protein catabolic process
Cellular component (GO): ubiquitin ligase complex; cytoplasm; mitochondrial membrane
Molecular function (GO): ubiquitin protein ligase activity; ubiquitin conjugating enzyme binding; zinc ion binding
Source: RefSeq, a predicted model, not a curated record
AUGGACUCAGUUGCUAGACUUGCCUGUCUUACCAUGACUGCCCCAAACUCGACUGCCGGAGACCUGGCCCUGGCCCCCCUUGUCACGUGCAAACUCUGCCUGUGUGAACAGUCUCUGGACAAGAUGACCACACUCCAGGAUUGCCGGUGCAUGUUCUGUACAGCUUGCCUGAAACAGUACAUGCAGCUGGCAAUUCGAGAAGGAUGUGGUUCUCCAAUCACGUGUCCUGAUAUGGUGUGCCUAAACCAGGGGACCCUGCAGGAAGCCGAGAUUUCCUGCCUGAUGCCUGUGGACCAGUUUCAGCUCUAUCAGCGGUUAAAAUUUGAACGAGAAGUUCAUCUGGACCCUUGCCGAACCUGGUGCCCUGUGGCAGACUGUCAGACCGUGUGCCCUGUUGCCCCAAGUGACCCUGGGCAGCCGGUGCUGGUGGAAUGCCCUUCAUGCCACCUGAAAUUCUGCUCCUGUUGCAAGGAGGCCUGGCAUGCGGAUGUCUCCUGUAGAGAUAGCCAGCCCUUCGCCCUGCCCACGGAGCACGGGGCACUUUUUGGGACAGAUGUCGAAGCCCCCAUUAAGCAGUGCCCAGUGUGCCGGGUUUACAUCGAGCGCAAUGAAGGGUGUGCCCAGAUGAUGUGCAAGAACUGCAAGCACACCUUCUGCUGGUACUGUCUCCAGAACCUGGAUAAUGACAUUUUCCUUCGACAUUAUGACAAAGGGCCAUGUAGGAAUAAGCUGGGCCACUCCAGGGCGUCGGUGAUGUGGAACCGAGCACAGGUGGUGGGGAUUCUGGUAGGAUUGGGCAUCAUUGCCCUGGUGACUUCGCCCUUGCUGCUCCUGGCUUCCCCGUGUAUCAUUUGCUGCGUCUGCAAGUCCUGUCGAAGCAAGAAGAAAAAUCACGACCCACCCACCACCUAAAACAUCCACGUUCCCGUCCACGCGCCACGCAUGUCUGGGUUGUCAUGUGAGACUACACCGCCACGAAGCUCCCCCUUGGCGAACUUGUUUCCUUCCUCCCGGCCAAACUUUGCAAGUGCCUGUGUCCAGACUUUGAACUUGCCUGCCCAC